This is a messenger RNA of Sordaria macrospora k-hell, 690 nucleotides long. RefSeq lists its product as uncharacterized. Gene Ontology annotation, biological process: superoxide metabolic process. Gene Ontology annotation, molecular function: metal ion binding; superoxide dismutase activity. The record is from RefSeq and is a predicted model, not a curated record. NCBI's taxonomy places the organism in Eukaryota, Fungi, Ascomycota, Sordariomycetes, Sordariales, Sordariaceae. Gene Ontology annotation, cellular component: mitochondrion.
AUGUCCACCUCUCUCUUCCGCGCUACUCCGGUCGCCCGCAGCGCUCUGCGCGCCGCCAGCGCCGUCAAGCCCGCCGCUGCUACCUUUGUCCGCGGCAAGGCCACUCUUCCUGACCUUCAGUACGACUACGGCGCCCUCGAGCCCUACAUCUCCGCCAAGAUCAUGGAGCUCCACCACUCCAAGCACCACCAGACCUACGUCAACGGCCUCAACUCGGCCCUGACCACCAUCGCCGAAGCCGAGUCCAAGGGCGACUUCACCAAGGCCGCGUCCGUCGCACCCGCCCUCAACUUCCACGGCGGCGGCCACCUCAACCACACCCUUUUCUGGGAGAACCUGGCCCCGGCCUCGCGCGAGGGUGGUGGCAACCCGGACGGCGCGCUCGGCAAGGCCAUCACGACCGAGUUCGGCUCGUUCGAGAGCUUCGUCAAGCAGAUGAACGCCGCGCUGGCGGGUAUCCAGGGCUCCGGCUGGGCGUGGCUGGCCAAGGACAAGGCUGCGAACGGCAAGCUGGCGCUCAUCACCCGCGCCAACCAGGACCCUGUCACGGGCAACUUUGUGCCGCUUUUGGGCAUCGAUGCGUGGGAGCAUGCGUAUUACCUGCAGUACGAGAACAGGAAGGCCGAGUACUUUGAGGCCAUCUGGAACGUGAUCAACUGGAAGACUGUUGCCAAGAGGUUUGAGGCCUAA